Messenger RNA from Selaginella moellendorffii, 1463 nucleotides. RefSeq lists its product as uncharacterized. The transcript has 5 exons. Gene Ontology annotation, molecular function: ubiquitin-protein transferase activity; protein binding. The record is from RefSeq and is a predicted model, not a curated record. Bases 69 to 1463 code for a protein of 464 amino acids. Gene Ontology annotation, biological process: SCF-dependent proteasomal ubiquitin-dependent protein catabolic process. NCBI's taxonomy places the organism in Eukaryota, Viridiplantae, Streptophyta, Lycopodiopsida, Selaginellales, Selaginellaceae.
GGGGGAAGGCCCUACGGCGCUCAAGCCGAAUCGGGAAAACCUAGGGAAGCUUACCAUUGAACCUUCAGAUGCAUAUACUAUCUUUGUUACCAGUCGAAGACAUAGUGUGGUCGCAUUUGGUUUGCAAACAAUGGGAUUCUCUGCUAAAUGAUCCACAUUUCAAAGCAUUAUGGGCCCGAAACAGCCGCUACAGAACACCUACUUUCGUAUUGCUGCAGGAAGGAACUAACACAGAACUUUUAAAACAGCGAACUCGCUACUACAAAUAUCCUUCAGGGCCUUACAGGUUGCAAGAUUUACCUCGGGGUUGGGACUCCUGGCUUACACCGGAAGGUUCAGAACUAUUCUUGUCCGCAGGUGGCCUGGUCGUAUGCAUCAUCGAGGAGAAUUACGAGACACGUUUCUUCGUUGGGAACCCGCUAACGCAACAAUGGGUGACCGUACCUGCACUUAAAACUUCAGCACAGUGUCGCCGGUCGUUCAUGCUGAUCCCGUACAUGAGUGAAGGUUUGAUGUUCUUCAGGAUGGCGAUUGACCCAUAUUUGUUCGACUCCAAAGUGGGGAUUUGGACAUUUCCUCCCUAUCAAACCAUGUGGACGUUGUCCUCCAACACGUUGCACAUACAAGGAGUGCAAUACGGUCUUGGGAUUUGUCAGCAGCACAGUGCAGUUGUGCUGCUGGAGAUUGAUGAUCUGGGAGCUCUUAGCGAAUCGAAGUGGCUGUGGGCCUGGGACGUGGGUACAAUUCCGUCUUUGUCUUACUCGUACAUGCUCGAAAUUGGCGGUGAGAUUGGGAUACUCGUUGCAACGAUGGAUUGGGAGGUCGUGGUUUUGGUGCUGGACAGGAAGAGUGGUAAAGAAUGGAGCUGGAGGAAAGUCUCAGCAUUACCCAAACACUUCUACAGGCACUUGCACGACUGGGUGCCUUUGUUUGACAGCAGGACAUGUUGUACACAUGGCAAUCUUACGUUCUUGUGUGUAGGGAUGCAGGUUCUGGUAUUUGAUUCCCAACGCAUGACAUGGGAGCUGGUUGGGAAACGUUUGUUGCGUACAAUGGAGCUGCUUGUUUGGGUGCCCGACUUCACAGCUGUCCCAAAUGUUAACACGCCCAGCGAGAAGUUGAAGCAAAGUUGUGCCAGCAAAUAUCCAGGGGGCAGCUUUCAUAUUACACCUGGAACGUUCUCAGAGGUGGAGGCUCUUUCAAAGCGUGGGAUGCCAUGGCAACAGAUUGGAGAGGUCGCACUUGAUCGGAACAAAGAAAACCGCGCUGAGAUCUUUUCUAGAGCUGGAGGCUCUUUCAAUGGCAACAGAUUGGAGAGGUCGCGGUUGAUCGGAACAAAGAUCACUAGCCGUCUAGGCACCAGACCAAAGGUGGCCCAGCUUCUCAUGGAUGCGUUUUACCUGCACGGCAAGAAGCUGCACGCGAGCGGAGCAAUCAAAAUUGUCGUCUCCCAUUGCAGGUAG